AUGCACUUGGCCGAGUUCCUGCACUACGAAGUGGAACCUGUUCUGUUAGAAUACAAUAGAGGGAACAUUAAUUGGGGGAAUUACGUAGGUUUACUGUAGUUUUGACUAUUUUUUAUUGUUAGAAAAAUAACACAUGGGAUGGAGUGCUGGGGAUGAUCGCCAACAAUUCCGCAGACACUGUGUGCAUGUUCUAUCAGCAAACCGAUUCCAGAAGAGAAUUCUUUGACUUUUCUUAUCCAGUCACAUCGGUAAUAAGAUAAAAAAAAUACAAUUUAGAGGUUAAUCAAAAGCAGUUGAACUUUUACUAGGCAGUGCGUAAAGUCGCUGGAAUGUUUUCGCCGACAUGCACUCCGCGAAAACAAAAGUUCACUUUGCACUGUGCAAUUGUUGGCUUUUUGCACAGUGCAAUAGGCCCUUUUGGGCUGUCGCCCGCACCCUGAGUUUUCUUGCACAGUGCACGUCGCCGAAAUCAUUCCAGCGACUAUGCGAACGGACUGAUAAAUAACAAUUUCAGGUACGCCCCAUCUACAUUGUAAAAAGGACGACCGAUGAUUUGUCCUCAGGACUUUGGAAUGCGUUCAGUCCUUAUGAAAACACAACUUGGGCUGCCUAUCUGGCCAUGUUUUUCGUCCAAGUUAUCUUUAUGAUUUUCCUAUCUCGAGUUGAAAUUGAGAUCGGGAAAGGAGAAAUCUUCUCUCCGUUAGAGGUAAGGCCCGUCCCCUUCUCUCAUAUCUCUUUAGACCACCUGGAAAUUGAUCCGUCUUCAGUUAUAUCAACCUCUGAACGUCCAUCACUUUACCGUGGCAGGUACCUCCUUUCUGCAUUCAUGAAAUGACCUGUUUGUAAAAUUUACAGGGAAUUGGACCAUUCUUGUCUUCUCCAUGGUGCAAUGUCGCCUUUUCCUGGACAUGUAUCAGAAUUUAUUAUUGUCAUCAUUACUCCGACCAAUGGACAGAUCGCCGUUCAGUAACGCAGAUGAUAUUCUGGAACAAGUCAAGGACAAGAAGUACUCUUUUGUCACCAAUUAUGUGGGACAUUGGUAAGAGUAACCGCAUUUAAUUCUUUCAAUUCAGGUAUUUCGAAGAGAUGAAUUCGAAUGUAACUACUGGCCAUAUGAAACUCCUCAAAAACAUCACUACCGAUAACAAAGUGAAGACAGUCCGCAGUAUAAAAGAAGCCCUGGAUCUGGUUUCCACUGGCAAAUACAUAUAUCCUAUCCAGGCAGAUGCCUACGCCGCUCUUUUGGCCAAGGACCGCUGUGAUCUGGCCUAUGUAGCCGAAGGAAUGAACGAGAAAACGGCCCAUUUUGUGUUUUCAAAGAACUCCAGAAUCCUCUCAGAAUUCGAUGACGCCAUUCUUCAGAACCUGGACUUUAUUCGCAGGACCCAUCACAAGUAUUUUCUCGAGGGAUUCUCGAUUCCAUUGGCCCGAAAGAAAAGGACCAAGAUCUGUCUUGAGAAUGAGGUCGAGAAUGAAAAAAGAAAACCUCUGAGUGAGUUGCUUUACAAAUAUAAAUCAGAGCUUUCAGCUAUGAUGUCCAUCUUUGGGAUUGUAAUCAUCGCAGCCGGAGGAUUUAUUCUCUCCGGAGCAAUAUUUGUAUUCGAAUUGUACUUGUUUUGGCAAGGGAAAUUGAUCCAAUACAAGAUCAAGGCAAGAAAUGCAUGGCAUACAACUAUCAGCACGGCAUUACACACAUUGCCUGGGGCACCAAACUGCAACGACACUAACAAAAUAACAUCAAGUAAUAGUCCGGAGAUGAGUAUUGACCAAUCGUAA
Molecule: messenger RNA, 1776 nt
Organism: Bursaphelenchus xylophilus (pine wood nematode)
Lineage: Eukaryota; Metazoa; Nematoda; Chromadorea; Rhabditida; Aphelenchoididae
Source: the annotation of a GenBank genome assembly